This is a messenger RNA of Debaryomyces fabryi, 1239 nucleotides long. RefSeq lists its product as uncharacterized. The coding region runs from base 1 to 1239 and encodes 412 amino acids. The transcript has a single exon. The record is from RefSeq and is a predicted model, not a curated record. NCBI's taxonomy places the organism in Eukaryota, Fungi, Ascomycota, Pichiomycetes, Serinales, Debaryomycetaceae.
AUGUCCACUAAGAAAGAAAGAGAAGUUAUUCUCAACUCACUUGAGGAUGAAUAUAGGCAUGAUCUUUCAAUUCAUUUAUACUCAACAUUCCUAUUCCACCAGAUAAACCCGCUUUUUCCUAGACGUAACUGGGCAAGUUGGCCACUACCAUUUGAAAGAGUUCCCGAUCCACAAUCAAGCAAAACCUUCGUGGAUUCGGAGAUUUGCAUAGAUCAAUUUGAUGAUAUCGAUCAUGAGACAAAUGUGAACCGAGAAAUAAAUUUAGAUAUUACAAAACAAGAAUUGACAGAUGAUGAAGACGAAUCAGAAGACAACGGAGAUUAUGAGGAAAUAACCACGAAAGAUGAAGUAAUACCCGAAAAUAAACACCAACGGUAUAUGAGGAUACGGUCGGUUGCAACCAGAGAAACUUUAUCAAACAGUAAGGUUGAUAUUAUGAUAGAGUUACAUGCAUUGUUAGAAAAGAAAAUACAUGAUAAACUCAAGGCUGUUGCAGAUAAAAAGCAUCUAACUAUGAGUCCAGAUAUUUCAUCCAAAAUGACUAAUGAAGUGUGCAAAAAAUUAGCCAAUAAAGUGGACCACCUUGUUAAUAACAUUAUAAAAUUUCAGAAACAAGGGCAAACACGGUUGUCCUCCAGCCGUCCAUAUCCACGUUUGUUGAAUUGGCAGGAUAUUUUAUUAGCAGGUCUUGAUGUUGACGAAUCUCAUAAUAAAAUAUUGAAGAAUACCAAUCAUACUAAGCUUUACCAAAAAUGUGAAAGAUUAUUUAACAAGCCAAAAUACACAUACGAAUAUGAUGAUGAAGAGGAUGAUAAUCAUGAAGAUGAAGAUAAUAUACCUGAUACAUAUAUUAUUAACCCAGGACCAGAUGAACAAACACCUAGGACAGAUAUAAGACUGAAGCCACAAUUUGACUUCUUAGAGUACUUAUCAAGAGUAGAAGAAACACAUUCUGGACUAAUAAAUUAUCAGAAUUUUAAAGAGCGGGUGCUCAAAAAUAGAACCCAAGAAGAGAAGCUAAAGGAAAUAAAGAAAGAAGUCUUUAUGGGAAAAUUACGUCUUCAAUCCAAAUAUAGCAAUAUAGAUUGGAACGAAGGGAAGAAACGACCAAAUUUUCAAGACCGAAGGGCUCCUAAGAAGUUCAGAAUACAGAAUGAAGAUAAGGACUCCCAAAAAGAAGAUGCAUUGGCCCAUGGUGGAAUUCAGUUAACAACUGAUGAUUUUACUGUAAAUAUAUAA